GUGUGUGUGUGUGUGUGUGUGUGUGUGUGUGUGUGAGAGAGAGAGAGCGAGAGAGAGAGAGCGGGAAAAUGGCAGAGGCCAGUAUUUCAAUAGAUAAGGAUCACUUCAGCUGUCCACUGUGUCAGGAUCUCCUGAAUGACCCAGUGGCUAUUCCCUGUGGUCACAGUUUCUGUAAGGUGUGUAUUAAUGCUCACUGGGAUCAGGAGGAUGUGAACGGCAUCUACAGCUGUCCUCAGUGUAGAGAGACUUUAACUCCAAGGCCUGUUCUACGCAGGAACAACAUGCUGGCUGAAGUGGUGGAGAAACUGAAGAAGACCGAACUCCAAGCUGCUUCUCCUGCUCACUGUUACGCUGGACCUGGAGAUGCAGAGUGUGAUUCCUGCACAGGGAGAAAACGCAAAGCCGUCAAGUCCUGUCUGGUUUGUCAGGCCUCCUAUUGUGCAGAUCAUCUUAAACCUCACUAUCAGUCUCCUGCCUUUAAGAAGCACAAGUUAGUUGAAGCCUGUGCAGAGCUCCAAGAGAAGAUCUGCUCUGAACAUGACAAACUGAUGGAGAUCUAUUGUCGUACUGACCAAAGCUUCAUCUGUUACUUGUGUACGAUGGAAGAACACAAAGGUCAUGAUACAGUUUCAGUUAAAGCAGAAAGAACUAAAAAACAGAAUGACUUAAAGGAGGAUCAGAUAAAAUCCCAGCAGAGGAUCCAGGAGAAGCAGAAGAAGGUGCAGGAGCUGAAACAGACUGUGGACAUUAUUAAGAUACGUUCACAGGCAGCAGUAGAUGACAGUGAGAGGAUCUUUACUGAGCUGAUCAGCUCCAUGGAGAAAAAGCGCUCGGAGGUGACGGAGCUGAUCAGAGCUCAGGAGAAAGAUGAAGUGAGUCGAGCUGAACGACUCCUGAAUCAACUGGAGCAGGAGAUUGCUGAUCUUAAGAGGAGAGUCACUGGGCUGGAGCAGCUUUCACACACACACGAUGACAUCCACUUCCUCCAGAGUUUCCCGUCUCUCUGUGUUUCUCCUGGAUGUGACGACUCACCCAGCUUCACUGUCAAUCAACAUCUCUCAUUUGAUGGAGUGAGGAAAUCUCUCUCAGAUCUGAAAAAACAAGUGAAGCAAAUCUGUGAGGAGAAAUUCAACAAAAUCAGACCACAAGCUGCAGCAGUUCAGAUUAUUUUACCUUCAGAACCAAAGAGCAGAGAAGACUUUCUUCAGCAUUUCUGUAAUCUGACUCUGGAUCCAAACACAGCACAUCCUGAUCUCAUUCUCUCUGAGAAGAACAGAGCGGUGACACGGAGUGAGACACAACAGCAAUACUCUGAUCAUCCAGAGAGAUUUGACUCCUGGACUCAGGUGUUGUGUAAGGAGAGUGUGUGUGGACGCUGUUACUGGGAGGUGGAGAGGAGCGGUUAUGUGUACAUAUCAGUGUCAUAUAAAGAGAUCAGCAGGAAAGGACGGGGUAAUGAGAGUUUGUUUGGACACAACAGUCAGUCCUGGAGUCUGUGGUGUUCUUCUUCCUCUGUCUCUUUUUAUCACAACAACAUUUAUACUAAGCUCCGACGUAUAUCAUCCUCCAGAAUAGGAGUGUAUGUGGAUCACAGUGUAGGAACUCUGUCCUUCUACAGCGUCUCUGACACCAUGAGGCUCCUCCACAGAGUCCUCACCACAUUCACUCAGCCUCUAUACGCUGGAUUUAGGAUACGGAGUAAUAACUCAUAUGUGAGGUUUUGUGAUCCAAGAUAAAAAGUUAGUAAAAGUGUUUAUAAAAACUAUAAGUGAGGUGUGAGAUUUAAUUUGUCCCUGAGCUACACUGGACAUUUUGUUUGCAGAAACUGGAACAGUAAUGAAUGCAGAAUGUAAGAUGUUUCUAGAAAGAAGAAAUGUUCUCACACAGACUACAUAACUGUAUGCACUAUUAUGAUGAUUUAUUAUAUUGAUAUAAAACACUACAAUGUCUUAAAAAGUUUCCUCAUAAAUAAUAAGACGUACUUAAACUGCUGUGUCUGUGUUGCUGUUGGUGGUGGAAAUGUAACCCACUCGAAUAAUUGAAUUGUUAGAUCCAAUAAAUCUGUCAUCAUCAUACUUAGAAUAAGUGUUUCUUAUUUGCAUUUAUAUACACUUUUUUUUGUUGUUGUUUAUUUUUUUCUUCCUCCUCUUUCUAUCUAAUGCAUAACAUGUUCAGUCAUGUAAAAUACAUGUAUAUCUACAUAUCUGUAUGUAUACUUUUUUUGGGUAUGGAAUGUAUUAUUAGAGAAGUUGAGUCGAGUGUUGCUGACGUCACUUGUGCGCCAGCAGUGGUAAAAGAUGCGCGCUGCAUGUUUUUGGCGGCUGCUCAAUUUUUUUCCAUCCUCGUGAAUCUCUGUCUUAAAUACAUGUCUGAACUAUUUCAUUGCAUCAGGUUUUGCAACGUGUGUUUAUGAGCUGGGACUAUUUCAUCACGGUGUAACUGGUUUGGAUUCGGAUCGAUAAGGACGAGUUACUCUGGAAUCUAUUCGGAUGGAUUGCGCCCCCACAGGACUGUAAAGGCAGAUUGUUUUUCUUCAAUGUUAUCUCAACUGGGAACUUUGGCAUUUAUACACUUGGCCAAGGACUGUUUGCGAUAGUUAUAUUCUCUUUUGUUGU
This is a messenger RNA of Tachysurus fulvidraco (yellow catfish), 2615 nucleotides long. Its product is annotated as E3 ubiquitin/ISG15 ligase TRIM25-like. Gene Ontology annotation, molecular function: protein binding; zinc ion binding. The coding region runs from base 69 to 1736 and encodes 555 amino acids. The transcript is spliced from 7 exons. The record is from RefSeq and is a predicted model, not a curated record. NCBI's taxonomy places the organism in Eukaryota, Metazoa, Chordata, Actinopteri, Siluriformes, Bagridae.